This is a messenger RNA of Nilaparvata lugens (brown planthopper), 4045 nucleotides long. Its product is annotated as protein ovarian tumor locus. The transcript is spliced from 15 exons. The coding region runs from base 483 to 2753 and encodes 756 amino acids. NCBI's taxonomy places the organism in Eukaryota, Metazoa, Arthropoda, Insecta, Hemiptera, Delphacidae. Gene Ontology annotation, molecular function: cysteine-type deubiquitinase activity. Gene Ontology annotation, biological process: protein deubiquitination. The record is from RefSeq and is a predicted model, not a curated record.
GACUUGCAAAGCUGAUGUCUGCUGUGUUUGCGUUGCAGACAUGCAGUGAGCGUGAGAGUACACGAGUUUACAAAGUUUCUUUACUGGUUCAUUUUUUUCUCAACAUGAAAUUUUCAAUUUAGUGUUCAUUUUUACUUUUUAUCGUUGUAGUUUGUAGUUCAUAUUGAUAUUGGAAGCUUCUGAUCACUUUUGUUCUGUUAAUCUACGUAAACAGAGUUUUCUGGAUGUCAGGAAUUCAUACAUACGGUAUCCUCAAGUCAGACAGUGAUGAUGAAGAAGCCGUAACUUACGUAUAAUGCCAAUUUACGUAAAAAUGUUUUUUUACAGUUCUACUAGUAAUUGCAAUGUUUUUAGUAAAGUUUUAAAGUUAUUCAGGUUAAUUGAAUAAUUAUUAUUCAACUUACGUUUUGAAACGUAUCAUUUUAAAUUGUAUUGGAGUCUGUAACUUUUUGGAAGAGAAACUGGUACAAACUUGCAAGAAGAUGACUAAUAGAACAAAAAUGUGGCUGAAGCCCACUGAUCAAAUGGAUCUGUGGUUGGAAACUCAGAACUACUAUCGAAAGCACACAGCUCGAGACAGCACUUGUCUCUUUAGGGCUGUUGCUGAACAGCUUGGCUUAACCCAGCAUUGUCAUUUGAAGCUUAGACGACAGGUUGUAGACUAUGUUCUACUAUUUGAGGAUUUGUUCAAAGAUAAAUUGUCGUGUACUUUGAAAGAGUAUGAGAACAGAAUGAGAAUUUCCACUGAAUGGGCAGGAGAGUUUGAACUGGACGUUAUUUCUAGGAUAUACAAAUGUGACUUCCUCCUUUUUCGAGAAGUUGGUAAGCCAGCUGACGACAUCACUGGCAGAGGCUACGACGAGAAAAUAAUGCUCUGUGUCUCUCAGGAGAGGCACUACGAUUCUGUCUACACCAAGGAACACAUCUCCGAUACAGCCUAUUGUCAAUCCUUGGUGUAUGAACAGCUCUACAAACGGGGAUUCGGUUUGGUGGAAGUGGAUUUCGCAGUGAAGAAAAUGCUACACGAUAAAGCACCAAGAUAUCAAAGGGAUACUUGUAUGUCAUUUGGUGGUAUGGCUCUGCGUCUAGAAAUGAGAGACACAUGUUUGAAUGUGAAAGAACUACUUUUAUUAGGAGUGACACCGUUCCCUUAUAAGGUGGCAAAGUCAUUGGAUCCAGAAAUCUAUCGUAACGUUGAGUAUGAUACAUGGAAUGAUUAUAGGAAAGGUCUGAGAUAUGGAAACCGAGUUUGGACGGCCAAUGAGUUGUGCAUUGGAGUGAAGUGUCGUGUCAAACUUGACCAAGACAAAAACUACCACGGCUUCAUACAGGAAAUGGAACCAGACAAAGGACCAGUACUUAUUUUUGUCGAAGAGCUCGGCGAAAAGAUCACAGUGCCGUAUGAGUGCCUGGAGCUGUUGCCGCCGCCGUCGCCGCAACCGCAGCCGUCAUGUCUGCAGACGGUCGCCUGCAAGCAGCUGCGUCAUCUGCAGGCCGUCAAACAGGCGCUGCUAGCCCAACAGCAGACGGCGCCUGACUCGAGCACUGCACCGGCACCUGCAGCUGCAGCAGCUGCAGCCAAGAAACCCACCAAGAAUGGCGCCAGGCAGAAGGCCAAGGAGACCAAUGAAGCCGACGCCAAGAAGCCGAAUGCUAACAGCGUCAGCUACGACGACCAGCAUUCCAUGCAGUCAUCCAACUAUUUACCUUCUGCCGCCGGUUCUGACAGCUACGAGCAGGAGUUGGAGUUGGACUUUCAACAAGAAAUCCACGGUGGUUAUCAGCAAGCGCAUCUCUACCCUACUCAGAGUGCUGAAAUAUCCAGCUCAAUGAACCCCGAGUGUGAGCAAGCUGUAAACAUGGCUUCGUGUCCCCCUGUGGCACAUUAUGCUGUAAACACCAACCCCAACAAUGUCUAUCACAUUCCGCCUCCGAGCACUCCGGCCUAUUGUGCUGUCAAUUACGUUCCAGCCAGAUCUCUGCACCCCGAUGGUUCUGACUUGCCCAUGGCUGAUCUGCCCACUCUAAGAUACUACUACAACGUUGGAUUGGAUUAUUCGCGCAUGAACUACAUGAUGCAGCAGCCUGCGGCCAGAGCAGCCACCACUCACUGUUAUGUGCCCCCACCCACUCCCUACAUAGCAGACCCCUCCAUGUCAGCUGUCUCCUACGUCAACUAUGAGCCUGCGCAAGCACAACCGGCUCCUGCCGUCUACCCUGCCGCCGAAGCAGUGCCUAUAACUGUAGUUGGCCCUCCAGCACAAGCCGCCAAUGAGCCGGACUCCUCGGGGUAUGUUUCUCCUCCACAAAAUCAGCCGGUAGCUCCUCGUUUCAAGAACAAGAGGAAAAAUGAUCAGCAGAAUGUUUGCGCGUCACCUCCGCAAAUAACCAACCAACAACCAUCCAUGAGCACCGACGACCGACACCGCAGUCCGUCCGUUGUGACGCAGCCGCAGCCGCAGCCGUGCGCCACUCCGACAGUGCCGCCAGCGACGGUGAGCCCGGCUGCGGCCACUUUUACGCCGUCCACUUUGUCGCCGUCCCACUUUGUGCCAGUCCAGUCCAGCUACUCGCCUCUGCCCCCUCCCACUGCUCCGGUCUACUUUCACCCGGUCGAGCCCUACUAUGACUACUCUAUGUAUGACGCCUCUGCCAUCUACCCGACUACCUUCUAUCAGCCUCAUACUUCUUACGUGACUGCUGAAGGCGUCUACUAUCAGCCCUAUGUGCAACCGGCCACUUUAGAGUACUAAUGAGGCUUUUCAUUAACAUUAGGAGGUCCUGUUGAAUGAGUUAAGACUGUCACAUACCAGCUAUGUGAAUGUGGACCAUGUAUCUUACAGAAUUAACACUAGAUAAGCAUUUUCAUUCUUAUACAGUACUUCCUAAAUGUUAUGUAACUAGUUCCUAAUUAGCUACGAUGACUCUCUUCCUACCAAUGUCAUGUCAGUUUCAUGAGAUCUCAUUCUGGAGUAAUAGUUUUUAUUAUUAUUCAGGAUAGAUUGACAUAUGGGUAUAGUUCGAAAGCAGAAUAUUGCUUUUUAUUAUAAUUUCAAAACUACAAUCGAACCAUUGAGCCUCAUGUAUUCCAAUCACAUUAGUAUAUUUUGAUCAGAUAAUUAUAAUAAUUAUAUUAUUGAGUUAUAUUUUUAUUCAAGUAGACUAAACAUUUAGUAAUCUACCUUUAGUUUGAUGUGGAGUAUAAUGAUUAUAAUCAUACUUAAGCAGAUAUAUUUAGGGUGGAGAGAAAUAGUUAAUCAGUAAAAUUGAUCAAAAUUUCAAACAAUUAUUGUAACAUUUAUCCAUUACUAAUUACUUAAUUAGUCUUGUCUAGGAAUUAGCCCAGUCAAAGGAAAAAGCACAGAAAUAUUAACGUGUUAACUGAUGAUAGGAAAGCUACACUACAAUUAUUGACCAGGAAUAUAAACACACAUCAAUAACUAACUAUCGAAAACACAUUCUCUGGAUGUGUUCAUAUUUUAUGAAUAUAAUUGAUAUUAUGUCAACCACUGAGUUGUUUAAUAUAAAAUCUCCUGUUUGUAAAUACAGUUCAAAUCAAAUGUUACAUAAUGGAACAAUGUAUUACCAUAGAGAAAAUACAGCACAAGAAAAUUUUCUCUGUAGCAUUACCUAAUAGUAGGCUACCUAUAAUCUACAAAAUAGAAUAAAACAAGCACGUAUCAUUGCAUCUAUAUCAUGUUACAAUAGCAUGCACACUUUUUGAAACGCUGUGGCUACAGUUACGGUAACCGUAACUCCAUUAGCGUUCCGGUAAACAUUUGCGCAGGCGCGGCUACCGCUAUUUACAUGUGCAUUGUGGUGUUGAUGGUUUUUGGUGACAUGGCUAUGAUAACCUAUCGUUUCAAUGAAGUUAGUUAGAAAUAAGUUAGUUAAUAAUGAAGUUAGUUAGUUACUUAGAAAUCAUAACCAUGUGACCAAAAACCACAAGCACCACAAUGCACAUGUAAAUAGCGGUAGCCGCGCAUGCUCAAAUGUUUACCGGAACUCGAUACGAGCUACGGUUACCGUAACUGUAGCCACAGCG